AUGCCAGUGCAAACCAGCCCGCCGUCCUUUCCGGACUCAUUUCCAUCCUUCAUGUCGGUAUUCGGUGGACCCCUUCCACGAUACAAAGAAGAAGAAACUAUCAUUCACCCGCUGCAAUACCCAACCCAUGUCCCUGUCAAUACACGCCAAUCACCUUCUGCCCACCGUGAAAGUGUCUCAUCCAUGACCACGGCCUCGACCGAAUCCUCCCCGACCACGACCAUCUCGCCCUUUGAUUCGCCUGGCGGAGGUGACAUCUCUCCGAGCUCAUCCCCGGAAUCUCCCUCGGCGAUGACCGUUUCCUACCCGAAGUUCAUACCCUCUACACGGCCCGUGGAGCUUGCUCCGCGCCUGUCACAACCCGCUCCUCAUAAUACGCGUCCAGAGUCCCCGAACCGCCGUGCGCGUAACUUGAAGAACUUAUCAUUGCGGAUGCCGCCGCCAUCCAAUGCACGUCCACCUAUCGCUACUGCAUCCGUGGUUGAGACCACGUCAAGGCACCACUUCGAUAGCCCCUCACCUCCCAUCCCCAUUCCUUCGAAGAGCACGCGGCGGCGCCCCGCCAACCUCACUAUCCAGACCCCCACUUUCAACAAUUUCAACAAAUCCUUCUCUACUACCGCUCAAGAUGGAGUGCCCCCGACUCCAUCGCUCCGUCAUGCAGAAUCCUCACCUUCGCUUGCCCUGAUUACAUCGCCCUCGUUUGCCCCACAAGGAGGUAUGCAGUUACCCCGACCAAUGACACAACAUGGUGUGGGCCAUUCAUCCGGUGGAUUCCCCGACAACACUGCGCUGCCCUUGAUGCCGAGUGAUGAGCCUGCUUUGUCUCGACGUAUACUCCCCGGCUUGGAAGAAGAAGAUGACCACCUCGAUUCACGCGAAUCAACUCGCAAGAAGGAUCGUGGCUACCCAGAUGGUCCGAUUCGAAUUCAUGACUCCGGAGUUUAUCUGUAUUUGGAGCCAACAGCGGACGAAGCGUCGAAAUUCGAUGUGGUGAUCAACGUUGCCAAAGAAGUAGCGAACCCAUUUAGCGCCAACAAGGAGGAGCGGAACGACACGGUGAUGAGCACAUGGCGGAACACCUCCAUGGCCUCGAAACGCCUUUCUCGCAGUGAGCCCCAGACUGCGGUCUCAGAAAUGUCCUUCAAAUCCGCCUGGGAAUUCCAGCCCUCGGAUUCCGAGUCGGCAACACCUACUAUCUCGAGUCCUGUAACCCCUACGCCGGAGUACAUCCAUGUCGGUUGGGAUCACAAUUCUGAAAUCCUUGAAGAUCUGCUCCCGCUCUGCGAGCUUAUUGACGACCGGAUUGCUCAAGGGAAGAAAGUCCUUGUGCAUUGCCAACUGGGUGCCAGCCGCUCGGCAUCGCUAGUGAUCGCCUACGGACUGUACAAAAGCCGACACCUGGAUUUCAACUCCAUGUACGAAGCGGUUAAAAGUCGCAGUCAAUGGGUGGGCCCGAACAUGAGUCUCAUCUAUCAGCUCACAGACUUCCGGUCCAAACUGAUGCGGGGAUCCACCUCGAAGCCCCCGCCACAGGAGUGGUUCGUGCAAAAUGGCAGACGAAGCUCAGAGCCUCAGGUUGCACGAGCUGAGCGCCCUGCCCCUAACGACUCAACUCGACCAGCGUUCCGUGGAUUAUCCCAGGCACCUUCGACGAGCUGCCUUUCUAUCCCAGAAACGACUUCGACUCGUCCUACCACCAGUGGCACCGAAUGCUAUUCCAAAUUCAAGUCUAACUCGCCCAAGCGGAGUUUAUCCCCCCGACCUCUUCCCUUCCGACAGAAGUUCCAGUCUCUCGGCCCUGCAUCGGGUCGAUCACGGGGGAUGUUGCGCAGCGUUAGCAGUUGCGAACCGCUUGUUCAGGCCAAUGCGUUCGGGCGUGAUACGCGGGACUCUCUUGAUGGUCUAUUCUCGCCGAGGACCAGCGAGUUCCUCGCGCCAACUCCUUUAGCACCACUGUCAUUCCACCGAAUAGAUCGCUCUGCUGCCUUAUCCCCACCCCCAAUCCCUCAAGGCAGCCCGUUCGCUGCCGAGCCGGUUGAUCCUCGUUCGCCCCCCUCUGGCGGGGAGCCCCUUAUUAUGAGAUCCAUUGAUGAAUUUUUGUGA
Penicillium bovifimosum is the source of this 2106-nucleotide messenger RNA. RefSeq names its product putative protein-tyrosine phosphatase (gene dspD). Lineage: Eukaryota; Fungi; Ascomycota; Eurotiomycetes; Eurotiales; Aspergillaceae. The transcript has a single exon. Gene Ontology annotation, biological process: protein dephosphorylation; negative regulation of MAPK cascade. Bases 1 to 2106 code for a protein of 701 amino acids. Gene Ontology annotation, molecular function: protein tyrosine/threonine phosphatase activity; MAP kinase tyrosine/serine/threonine phosphatase activity. Gene Ontology annotation, cellular component: cytosol; cytoplasm; nucleus. The record is from RefSeq and is a predicted model, not a curated record.